Messenger RNA from Scleropages formosus (Asian bonytongue), 864 nucleotides. Its product is annotated as elastase-1-like. Gene Ontology annotation, molecular function: serine-type endopeptidase activity. Lineage: Eukaryota; Metazoa; Chordata; Actinopteri; Osteoglossiformes; Osteoglossidae. Gene Ontology annotation, biological process: proteolysis. The record is from RefSeq and is a predicted model, not a curated record. The transcript has 8 exons. Bases 1 to 810 code for a protein of 269 amino acids.
AUGCUGAGGUUUCUCCUGCUGAGUGCUUUUGUGGCACUGGUGCUCUCUGAGCCCAAGCCAGAGCCCCGUUAUGUGGAGGGAGUGGAGGAUAGGGUUGUGGGGGGUACAGUUGCCCAACCCCAUGCCUGGCCCUGGCAGAUCUCCCUUCAGUACCUGUCAGGUAGUUCCUACUACCACACAUGUGGAGGUUCUCUGGUCAGGAGAGGCUGGGUGAUGACAGCUGCCCACUGUGUGGACAGAACAAGGACUUGGCGAGUGGUUCUUGGCGAUCACAACAUCUAUGUGAGUGAGGGCACAGAGCAGGUGGUCGGUGUGAGCGGUGUCUACAUACACCCUAACUGGAACUCCAACAGCGUCGCCAAUGGGUAUGAUAUCGCUCUUCUCCGUCUGUCCUCCGAUGUCACCCUAAACUCCUACGUGCAGCUGGCUUCUCUGCCCCCAUCCGGUCAGAUCUUGCCCAACAACAACCCCUGCUACAUCACAGGCUGGGGCUACACCCAGAGUGGGGGUCAGCUGUCUGCCUCUUUGAAGCAGGCGUACCUGCCUCUGGUGGACUACAGCACCUGCUCCAGGAGUGACUGGUGGGGCAGCACUGUUAAGACCACUAUGGUCUGUGCAGGGGGCAGCAGUGACUCUGGCUGCCAGGGUGACUCCGGUGGUCCACUGAACUGUCAGGUCAACGGACGCUACUACGUCCAUGGCGUGACCAGCUUUGUGUCCUCCCUCGGCUGCAACACACUGAGGAAACCCACCGUUUUCACCCGAGUCUCGGCUUACAUCGGCUGGAUGGAAGGAAUUAUGGGUUAUUAAAACCAUGAGGUCAAGUGUCAUAAUGACACUCAACUGGAUACUUUCUCAUCAUUG